Molecule: messenger RNA, 2175 nt
Organism: Anopheles marshallii
Lineage: Eukaryota; Metazoa; Arthropoda; Insecta; Diptera; Culicidae
Product: zinc finger protein 26-like
Exons: 2
Coding region: 1-2175 (724 amino acids)
Biological process (GO): regulation of transcription by RNA polymerase II
Cellular component (GO): nucleus
Molecular function (GO): DNA-binding transcription activator activity, RNA polymerase II-specific; RNA polymerase II cis-regulatory region sequence-specific DNA binding
Source: RefSeq, a predicted model, not a curated record
AUGCGCAACUUGACACUCGGACGCUUCCUGGUCGGGCAAGGUGGUUAUCCACGGUCCGGCAUCAAGUCAGCGCCACCUGCCGGCAUAAUAGGUUUCCCGGGAGCUGCCGUCGGUGCGAUACCGUUUGUGUUUCCCUUCGCUCCGCUGGGGCUCGGUUUGUUCGAUACCGAUCCGCAACGACUACUCUCGCUGCUCCAUCACCAGUCAGCGCUAGCUGAGGAAGCACUCCGCUACCGUAGCUUACUGUUCGGUGGUACCAGCGCUGGUGACAUAGGUCCCGGUUCACCGACAGCAACCUCAUCCCAGCCACCCCUUCUAGACGAUUGUAAAGAACCGCUUAAUCUCCACGCAACAACAACACCAGCAAACACCAACACAACCAGCGGCAAUAAUGCCCACGAUCGUUCAGAAAAGGCAAUGUCGAAUAUGUCGGGCACUUCUCCGAAGGUGGCUAUGACAAUGAUACGCGUGCGUGAUGGUCUCACCAAGGAAGGGUUCCGUAAUGGUGGUGGUGAAGAGUUGCUGCUACGCAAACCACCACCUCCAACACCUUCGGUGUCGACCAGUUCGUUCGCCCCUUCCUCGUCCUCCUCUUCCUCCACGUGUGACGAUGCACUUUCGCUGUUUCGCGAUGUCCGUCAGCUUAGCGGUGGAUCACCAACGCCAGCGACAUCUACCGGUACGCCAACAGCCUCUACCGACACCAAAUGUCACAUCUGUAUGGCCAACUUUCCGUCCGUGUGGUUGCUGGAGCAGCACUCUGCUCUGCAACAUCCCCACCUGACGAUCCACGACGACAAACCAUACUUGUGCGGGCUGUGCGGACAGAAGAGUCGGUACGCAUGUUGUCGCUACCGCACCGUACUGGCGAAGCACCACCGCACCGAACCGGGUGGGCGUAGUCGUGUGCCGGCAGACAAGCUGUUUACCUGUGACGUGUGCGGCAUGCAGUUCCGGUAUCUGAAGUCGUUCAAGAAGCACCGACUGAACCACGCACUGGAGCGUUUGCAUGGGAAGAAGGGUUCGGGUGGUGUUGGUGCGACACCGGCCGACAGUGAGCCGGCUGUGUCGAGUACGAACGAGGGCGGUGAUGGUGCCGCCGCCAGCAGUGCAAUGGUGGCUGAUCUGCGUAGCUUGACAGCCUGUGCCGACGGUGAUGCGGAAAGUGUCCAUGGGGAAGGCGGUCUGUGUGUGCAGGAGAAGUCUGCGACGGUGUGCGGUGAGAUAGCAGUGGCAGGCAGCACGGUAACGACGGGUGGCGACGAGCAAGACGAUACGGUUUCCGACUCUGCCCUGAACCAAACAAGCACGGUAGAGGACUCUGCUGGACCAUCAUCGGGCGCUGGAACCGUCGAUGAUACGCAGGCUAAGAUAAGCAGUAGCAGCAACAGUGCGACCAGCACGACGCGAAACACCAACUGUCACACAAACGGUAUUUCGAACCACUGCACUAAUGGCGGCGGCGGUGGAAAUGUUGGCAGCUGUCAAACUAAUAGUAACAGCACAGGUGUUACGCGAAUGGUCCAGUCCCCGAUGGAGGCCGCAAACGAAACACUCCUCGCCGGGGAGCUCAAGCGCUAUCAGGUAGCAGCCGUUGCUGCAGCGGCCGCCGCUGCCAACUCGGCCGCCCAUCACCAUGCGUCUGUUGUUCGUUCGAUGGAGGCAGAGUCAAGCAGUGCACAUGCAACCGGUGGUGGUGGUGGCGGUGGUGGCAGCAGUGGAGGUGUACUGCAGCAUGGUCUCUCUCCAUCCGGCAGCUCAACCGGACCGAGUUCCCUGAGUCACACACUAAACAGUCUGAUCAACGCGGAAACAAUACCGCACCAUCGGCUGCUCGGACUGGACCCGCAAGAAGCCUCCAUACUGAACUUUCUGCGUGUGGAUGCGGCCGAGAAGCAGCGCGAUCGACGCUUCGCCUGCCCGUUCUGCGGUAAGUGUGUGCGGUCGAAGGAAAACCUGAAGCUGCACGUCCGCAAACACACCGGCGAGCGACCGUUCGUGUGUCUCUUCUGUGGCCGUGCGUUCGGUGGCAAGUCGGACCUGACGCGCCAUCUACGCAUCCACACGGGCGAACGGCCGUACCAUUGUGAGGCGUGCGGUAAGUGUUUCGCCCGGGCCGACUACCUCUCGAAGCAUCUGACCACGCACGUGCACCAGCUGUCACCGCGCCCGUGA